CAUAUCAGCUGUGAGUCUCACAGUGCUCACUUUGAUCUGUGUGAGAAAACAGCCCUUUGUCUCUGACUCUGAAUCAGUGGACAGGAUGAAGUGUACUGUGGUCUUUCUUGUGCUGUCCAUGGUCGUCCUCAUGGCUGAACCUGGAGAGUGCAUCUUCGGAAUGCUUUUCCAUGGAGCGCUUCACGUUGGCAAAAUGAUCCAUGGGCUAAUCCAAAGGAACAGCAGACACGGAGAGCAGCAAGAGCAGCUGGACAAACGCACAAUCGAUUACAACCCAGGGCGGCCUGGUUUUAACUAAAGAGGCCACUCUGAAGUAUUGUUUGAAUGAAAACAACAGCUUCUAGCUUUUGAGCCAAACAAAAAAAAAUAUAUCAUCCCACAAGGGCAAUCAUCACUGAAAAUAUAUUUUUGAUAUAUUUUUGUCACUAUUGAUUAGGGACAUUUGAAUUCAUUCGAGAAAAAGAGACAUAUGGAAUAAACCUGU
Molecule: messenger RNA, 484 nt
Organism: Xiphias gladius (swordfish)
Lineage: Eukaryota; Metazoa; Chordata; Actinopteri; Istiophoriformes; Xiphiidae
Product: pleurocidin-like peptide WF3
Exons: 4
Coding region: 86-298 (70 amino acids)
Biological process (GO): defense response to bacterium
Source: RefSeq, a predicted model, not a curated record